Molecule: messenger RNA, 771 nt
Organism: Ectocarpus siliculosus
Lineage: Eukaryota; Phaeophyceae; Ectocarpales; Ectocarpaceae
Source: the annotation of a GenBank genome assembly
AUGUUUCGCUGUCCUUAUGCGCUUCAGCGCACGAUGGCGGCGACUGCUGCGAAUGCACUUGCGAGCGUCACCGUCGACAUGCUCGAAAACUGCGAAGAUGCAGCCGAUAUCGGCGACGGCUACUGCAAUGAAGAUGUCGACACGCCAGAAUGCGGCUACGACGGUGGCAACUGCUGCUCUUGCACAUGCCAGAGCGCGCCGGGUGACGACAUCUUCUCCUGCAGAGGCGGGUACCGCUCAAUCGACUGCCAAGACCCUAGUGCCUCCUGUUUCGGUGAAGGAACUACCGGCGGGAGCGAUGACUUCAUCUUCGGUGAUGACGACCAGUCAAUGUCGUACCAGUUUGUCAACUGGGAAGAGACAGAGUCGUUGCCGACGGUUACCGAUGCUGUCGAGUUGGGCGCCGAGACCGAGGUUAGCGUAUCACCCACCGCCCACGAUGGGCGGUCCGGCAGCAGCAGCGGCGAGGUCGGGUGCGGGGAGGUCGGUGGCCUCGGCUGUACGGCGACCAACACCCGUGAUGGCAUCGUCUCAGACAUCGAGUCAACGUGGUCGUGCGCCACGCACCUCGUGCCUGACGAAGGGCCCUGCCCUAUCAUGUUCACCUUUGCCGAACCCCAGAACAUCGUGGACAUCCAGGUUGCUUUCUGGAACGACAACGAGCGCGUCAGUACCCUGGGGGCAUCACUCGAAGCAGACUUUGAUCUUAAGCGCACGAAAACCUUUCGCCCUCAGGUCCACGUCAACGGUGAGCUGACCCACACGCACUAG